Paramecium sonneborni is the source of this 404-nucleotide messenger RNA. NCBI's taxonomy places the organism in Eukaryota, Ciliophora, Oligohymenophorea, Peniculida, Parameciidae. The record is from the annotation of a GenBank genome assembly.
AUAUAAUUUAAUAAUUAAUAUGUCCGAUUCUGAUGAAUCGAUAGACUCGGUUGAAUUGGAGCAUUAAAUGCUAAUUGAUGAAUUCAAAGAUUUAUUGAAAGAAUAUAAUGAAUUAAAAUAACAAAAUUAAGUGAAACCUAAAAAAUAAGAAAUUUCAAUGGAGAAUUUUGAAAUUUAAUGGAAGCAAUUAUUAGAAACUAAAAAGUCAUUAGAAGAUAAGAUAGGUUAAAUACAUUGUUAAUCUUAAGAGAAAUAAGAGUAUUAUUUUAAUGAUAAUUAGAGAAUUAGAAGAUUAUUAAGAUAAAUUGUUAAUAGUAAAAGAAUAAAUUUUUAAACAGAAUAAAGAAUUAUAAGAGAAAGAAUAAUUAGUAAAAUUAUUGUAAAAAUAACUAAAAGAUAUGUGA